UCUGUAAGUCCUUACAUUGAGUCAGUAGGUGAGUCAGUCAGGGGGAGUAAGUGGUGAGGAGUGGAACCAUUGUUUGGUUGUGCACCUUUCACCAUGGUUGACACCCGUACUGGGAAGAGUACUGCCCCCUCUGAGGCCGAGCAGGCCUGGAUCGCCGCCCUUUUGAGAGAGAAGAAAGAGGAGCUCCUGAAGCAGGCGAAGGCAAAGGCUAUUGAGGAGGAGCAGGCGACAAAGAAGAAAAGAUUGGAGGAGAUGCUGAGAUUUCAAAAGGUGAAGAUAAUGUUGCUAGAGAGAGAGAGGAGGAGGAAAGAAGAAGGGUUGCAGAGGACAGAGGAGGAGGAAGAAGAAGAAGAACCCCUUGAGAGAGGGCGCAGGGAGCAGAGAGGGGAAGCAAGUGGCGUGGAGGAGGAGGACAGAUGGAGGGAGAAGAACAUUAGUGAAUGGGUGGCUAACUUAUCUUUGGGAGAAGAUGAAGAGGCGGAGUUAUAUGUGCCACAGGAGGAGAGGGAGGCGUUUGCCAGGGCCCUGGAGCUGAUAGAGGAUCCCUUGGAACGCCAGGCAACAGAGGAUGAGAAAAAGCUGGAGUGGAAGUCCGGAACUAGCACCACCCCCUACAGCAAGGAGCAAGAGCAGAGAGUUGCCGCCCUUCUGCAAGAAAGGAAGGAGAGAAUGGAGAAGAGGGAGUUGAUCAAGCAAGCCAAGAUGUUGGCCCUGCUAGAAGAGCAGAAAGAGAAGAAGAGGCAGAUAAAGGAGGAGAUGGAGAAGUGGACGAAGGAACAGGAGGAGAAGAUGGCGGCUAUACAAGCGGAGGUGGAGAAAGAAGAAGAAGAAGAAGAGGUUGAAGAAGAAGUGCCAUUGGAAAGAAGAAGAGGUGAAGCUUGUACAAGUAAGGAGGAGGAGAUUGAGAAGAUGACGAAGGAAUGGGCCGCACACUUGGAGUUGGGAGAAGAUAGGGAGGCAAAGUUGGCCAUACCCCAAGAGGAGAGAGAAGCGGCAAGAAAGGACUUGGAGGCAGAGAGGGACCCUGUGAGGAGGGCAUGGAAGUGACUGGUGAUGAGAGGCAGCUUCUCAUCGCAAUUGCAGUUAGACUUGUCCUCGUCUCACGUUCAACAUGCAUACAUGCAGCUUGCGAUGGCAACAAAAACUUCCACAAAUGCAGUAUUAGUAACAAACUUGAGAUGGCGCAGUGCGCCCACACAAAAGCUCAGAGACCACCCGGAUUGCCAUCUUAGCACCGCGUCCUGUGUAAAAUAUGUGAGGGGCAUAAAGUGUUCUCCUCGGAAUUCGAUGGAACCAGGUCGGGCUAACGACCAGGUGGAAGGUGGUCGGCUAUGGUGGAUGGGUGAAAGAGGUGGUGGAGGAAGAAGUUGGAGGUUAGUGCUAUGGCGGAUGGGUGAUGGAGGUGGUGGAGGAAGAAGGUGGCAGGUGGUUGGCUAUGGUGGCUGGGUGAAGGAGGUGGUGGAGCAAGAAGGUGGAAGGUAUGGUGGAUGGGUGAUGGAGGUGGUGGAGGAAAAAGGUGGAAGGCGGUCGGCUAUGGUGGAUGGGCGAUGGAGGUGGCGGAGGAAGGAGGUGGAAGGUGGUUGGCUAUGGUGGAUGGGUGAUGGAGGUGGUGGAGGAAAAAGGUGGAAGGUGACCGGCUACGGUGGAUGGGUGAUGGAGGUGGCGGAGGAAGAAGGUGGAAGGUGGGGGCAAUUGAAGAAAGGAUUCAGGAGGCGUCCAAUCAAGUGGAAAGGUCGUAUGGAUGACAUGGCUCGUUGGGACCAGUUGGCACGCGUGCGAAAGGCACCCUUGGCAGUUGGGGAUAUUGUAUUAUUGUAUGACUCGUCCAUGGAGAAGCAGUGGUCUAGGAAACUCGACAAGAGAUGGUUAGCGGACAAGAGAGGCGAAGACCUCGACACAUGGUUGAGAUCAGUGCCAGUCUAUGUCAGGUGUAAGCUUACCUUGCCGCACGAAGCAGUGCUUGUGGCUGCUUCCUACCUAGAAGGUAGUGCAGCAAGAUCGUUGGGUGGUUUAGUGCAGCUCCAGAGGUAUGGUCAUGACUUCCGCGCUUGGGCGGUCACCCAGAAGUUGGACUUCCUGAAGAUGGUGGAGGAAAGGUGGCACGAUCCUCAGGAGGCCCAAAGGGCCACUGACGCGAUCCUGACACUACACACAAGGCAGUUUAAGUCAGUUAGGGAAGCCACCGACGCUGUGGAGCGUCUGAUCUGUGUCCCUGGAGUGCGCUAUGACCCCCAUAAUCUGCUUACCUCGUACUUGAGAUGCUUUUCUCAGCCUCUCAGGAACCAGUUGGCAAGUCAGGCCAACAUCAAUAUGCACAACUUCCCUUCGUUCAGCAAGAUGGCCCUAGACCUUGACGCUAAGAUAGGGCAUGGACAGGCACCCACUACGGAUGGGAGGAAGAAGACGCUGCCUCCUAACUGGAAGGCGAAGGGCCGCAUUAUGUUUGUCGACAACGAUGGUUCAACCAUCGAGUUAGAUGAACACUUCCAGGAAGGAGUAGGUUCAGAGGCAGGCAGCGCAGAAGCUUCAGAGGGUGGAGUAGUCGCUGUCGUUGCUCAGAAAGUGAACAGUAGGAGCCCCUACCCGCACAACGCUAUGAAUCGGAUAUUCCAAGACUACUUAGAUAAGUUUGUCAUCGUGUACCUCGAUGACAUACUUAUUUUUAGUAAGACUGUCGAGGAGCACGUGGCACAUUUGGACAAAGUCCUCAAUCUCCUGCGACAGCACAAGUUCAAGAUCAACGGUGAGAAGUGCAAUUUGGCCGCACCCGUGUCUUGUACUUGGGGUCAUGAGAUAUCCGCGAAAGGGUUGAAGCCCGAUGACGCAAAGGUGGCCAGCAUUCGUGAUUGGCCACGUCCUCAGUCUGUGACUGAGAUGAGAUCAUUCUUAGGGAUGACCGGCUACUAUCGCAACUUCGUGGAGAACUAUAGGAUAGUUGCCGCCCCUUUGACUCAUCUGACCCGCCUUGACACCCCAUGGGAGUGGACUGAGAGAUGCGAGGCUGCUUUCAGACAUCUGAAGCAUGCGUUGACGCAUUACAAAGUCUUGAAACUUCCUGAUCCUGAUAAGCCAUUUAUAGUAACUACGGAUGCUAGCCAAUAUGGCAUAGGCGUCGUACUUGCACAACAGGAGGGGAAAAAGUUGAGGCCAGUAGAGUACAUGUCCAAAAAGAUGCCCUCUCAGAAGUUGGCUAAGUCCGCCUAUGAGAAGGAACUCUAUGCGGUNACCCCAUGGGAGUGGACUGAGAGAUGCGAGGCUGCUUUCAGACAUCUGAAGCAUGCGUUGACGCAUUACAAAGUCUUGAAACUUCCUGAUCCUGAUAAGCCAUUUAUAGUAACUACGGAUGCUAGCCAAUAUGGCAUAGGCGUCGUACUUGCACAACAGGAGGGGAAAAAGUUGAGGCCACUAGAGUACAUGUCCAAAACGAUGCCCUCUCAGAAGUUGGCUAAGUUCGCCUAUGAGAAGCAACUCUAUGCGGUGUACAAGGCUCUGACCCAUUGGAGGCAUGACCUUUUUGGGAGACCAGACUUCUCGGGUGCGCUGAUCACUGAAUUUGGGCUUGAGGACACUGUUACUCAGUCUUUGGUGGAAGCCUAUCGCGAGGACCACUUUAUGUCUGAGAUCAUACGCAGACUCCCGGCGAAAGAUAAGAAGACCUCUGCCGAGUUUGAAUUGGUCAAUGGCUUGCUGUUCCUUGAGAAGGCAGGGAAUAAACGAUUGUGUGUCCCCAAUAGCGAGUCUUUGCGUAGUUUAUUUUUAGGUGAGUGUCACGAUGCCACCAGCCAUUUUGGGUACAAGAAGACCGCAGCUAAUCUGCUGCAGCGGUUCUGGUGGCCCACGAUGUUGCGAGAUGCCCAGCUGUACGUGGAGACUUGUCAGGUAUGUCAAAGAGGCAAGCCCCGUACUCAGGCUCCUCUUGGGCUCCUGAAGCCCCUUCUGAUUCCGGAACGGCCAAGUGAGAGUCUGCCCAUGGACUUCAUGGACACUCUGGUCACCAGCAAGAGUGGGAUGAGACACAUCUUUGUCAUCGUGGAUAGGUUUAGCAAGUAUGCUAGGUUAGUGGCAAUGUCGAAAACAUCAAGAACGGAGUAUGUGAUCAGAAUGCUCAAGGAGAACUGUGUCAGGGACUUUGGUUUACCGAAGUCUAUUAUUAGUGACAGGGAUGUCCGGUUUACCAGUGAGUUGUGGAAGGCCGCUGCUGCAGAGCAGGGAACUCAGUUGCAGAUGACUUCUGGGAAUCACCCAGAGGCCAACGGUCAGGCCGAGCAACUGAACCGCGCAAGUGUCUCCAUGGACUUCAUGGAUACUCUCGUGACCAGCAAGAAUGGCAAGAGGCACAUCUUUGUCAUAGUGGAUAGGUUCACUAAGUAUGCUAGACUAAUUGCCAUGCCGGAGAUUGCCAGGACUGAGCACAUGUUGUUCAUGGACAACUGGCACGCGAUGACGUGUAGAGUAGACACCCGGGGUGGUACUUCCACCCAACCAUAUUCGAAGGAGGAGGAGGAGAAGAUGGCCGCCAUUCUGAGGGAAAAACAGGAGAAGAGAGAGGCCAAGAAGAAGGCCUUGAAGGAGGAGCAGGCGGCCAAGCUGAAAAAGAUUGAGGAGGAGAUGGCCAGAGAAAAGGAGAGGUUAAAGAAAGAAGAAGAGGAAAAGUUGAAAGAGGUGGAUGAGGAAGAGGAAGGACCGCCACUGCAAAGGAGUGGGCAGCACAGUGGCAACAAAGACGAAGAGAUGGAGAAACGGAUUUCGGAGUGGGUCGCCAACUUGUCCUUGGGUGAAGAGGAAGAGGUCGCUAUGUACAUCCCCAAGGAUGAGCAAGAAGCCGCUAUGAAAAAAUGGGAAGCAGAAGAUGUGCUGACGCGGCGGGCGAUGGAGGAUGAACAGAGGAUGGCGUGGAAGCUCGCAGUGAUGAGGGAGAAGAAUAGAAGGGUGGAGGCGGCGAAUGCAGCAAUGCAAGAACUAGCGGAGGUGAGGAUUGGUUUAACAACGCAAUUGACUCCGCAAGUAGAUCUCCAAAGCCGGUGUCUAGAUAGCUGCCUAGAGACCGCUUGUGUUAGGGUCUCUCUAGACACCUCUCUCACAGGCGUGGCCGACGAGUUGAAGGAGAGGAGGCCCGCCUGGGCCAAGAUGAAGAAGGAGAAUAAAGGGCAGCUGAUCUUAUUAGAUACAGAGAUUUUUAGAGGUAGAGUAGGGGCCCUAGUAGAUUCAGGGGCCACCCGCAGCUAUAUUAGUAAGAAAGCGCUGCAGAAGUUGAAGCUGGGACUUAAAGCCCAAAAGCUAGCAGACCCUAUAGUUAGUAUCCUCGCGGACAAGCGCACUAUGGUUGUAGAGGAUUACGUAGAGGGAGUCCAGGCGUAUUUUCGCCUAGAGAAGGAUGGGAAAGUGGAAAAGGUCCUCCACUCCCUGACUCUCCUCGUAGAAGACAGCCUCCCCUUUGAUAUUGUUCUGGGAAUGGAUUGGGGAGAGGCAGCCGGGGCCACGCUCCAUUUGAAGGAGCACGAGUGUAGGCUCCCUAGUUCGUCAGGCGAGGCUAAGAUUGCCCGCCUGUUCCAUGUGUCAGGAGUAGAGAAUUCCUUGGCGCAUUGCUGCCUUAGUGCCCCCGCGUUCGCCAGAUUGGUGAAAAAGGAGAAAUUGGAGGAGCAGGUUUUUGUUGCCUAUGUUAGGCCAGUGACUGAGCCUACGGAGGACAAGCCGAUGGACCUUGCGAUUGCCAAGCUGCUGGAAGAGUUUAAGGAUUUGACUGAGCCGCCGACAGGUACGGUGCCGCGGCCCAUCCAGCACCGUAUUGAGAUAGAGCCUGGCAGUAGAACUCCUAAGGGUGCUGUGUAUAGGAUGUCCCCGGGAGAGUUAGAGGAGCUUCGCAAGCAAUUAGACGAGCUCCUCGAGAAGGGUUGGAUUAGGCCCAGUUCGUCUCCCUUUGGAGCGCCUGUUCUCUUUGUCCCUAAGAAAGAGGGAGAGCUAAGGAUGUGUAUAGACUAUAGGGGUCUAAAUGCUAUUACAGUAAAGAAUACCGAGCCACUGCCUAGGAUAGACGAUCUCUUAGAUCGAGUGCAGGGGGCGAAGUAUUUUUCCAAGAUAGAUUUGAAGUCCGGAUAUCAUCAGAUAGAGGUGCAUCCUGAUGAUCAGUAUAAGACAGCCUUCCGGACUAGAUAUGGGCACUACGAGUUCAUAGUGAUGCCCUUUGGACUAACCAAUGCGCCAACUACGUUCCAGCGCUGUAUGAACGAUUUGUUUAGGCCGUGGUUAGACAGAUUUGUUGUAGUUUACCUAGAUGACAUCCUUGUGGUUAGCCGGACCCUUGAAGAGCAUCAGGGUCAUCUCAGGCAGGUCUUGGAGAAGCUGAGGGAAGCUAACUUCAAGAUCAAUGCAAAGAAGUGCGAUUGGGCGAAGACCCAAGUUUUGUAUUUAGGCCACGUCUUAGACGGAGACGGCAUUAAGCGAGAAGAUAGCAAGAUCGCAGCGAUUAGAGAUUGGCCCACGCCACAUACGCUGACAGAGUUGUGCUUGUUCCUGGGCUUAGCUAAUUACUAUAGGAAGUUCGUGAGGAACUUCUCCACCAUCGUUGCGCCCCUUCGCAGAUUGCUGAGGAAAGAGACCAUCUGGAAGUGGGACAAGGACUGCACGUCUGCCAUGAAGAAGUUGAAGCAGGCUUUGAUAGAGUAUCCAGUCCUUAAAGUCGCCGAUCCGUCCUUGCCUUUUGUCGUCACGACCGAUGCGAGUCAAUACGGCAUAGGCGCAGUGUUACAGCAAGACGAUGGCAAUGGGUAUAGACCCGUAGAGUUCAUGUCCGCCAGAAUGCCUUCAGAGAAGGUCGCGACAUCUACCUACGAGAGGGAACUCUACGCUCUAAGGCAAGCAUUAGACCAUUGGAAGCAUUACUUGCUUGGGAGGCACUUCAAAGUCUACUCAGACCACGAGACAUUGAGAUGGUUAAAGACGCAGGCCAAGAUGACACCUAAGCUUACGAGGUGGGCCGCAGAGAUAGAUCAGUACGACUUUGAGCUCAAGCCUGUCAAAGGGAAGUACAACGUAGUCGCGGACGCUCUGAGUCGGAGGGCAGAUUACUUUGGGGUGAUAGUGCAUUAUCUCGAUAUAGGGAAGGACCUACAACAGAAGGUUAGAGAGGCCUACGCGCAGGACCCUAUCUAUAGUGACCUCCUUAAGAAGGUCAAAGAGGCCCCCAGAGACUGAGUCGAACUACCGCACUACUGAAGGGUUGCUAUCUAAGAAGACUGAUGUCUUCGACCGGUAGUGCAUUCCCAACAAUGAAGAGAUUCGUAGCCU
Messenger RNA from Chara braunii, 7284 nucleotides. NCBI's taxonomy places the organism in Eukaryota, Viridiplantae, Streptophyta, Charophyceae, Charales, Characeae. The record is from the annotation of a GenBank genome assembly.